UAGGUAAUUUACGUUGAAGCGUGUGAGGCUGGGAGUAUGUUCGAAGGACUUCUUCCAAAAACUUGGAAUAUUUAUGUAAUGACAGCAUCAAAUUCAUCGGAAAGCAGCUGGGCUACGUAUUGUCCUCAAUAUCCAGAUGAACAUAGUACUUGUUUGGGCGAUGUGUUCAGUGUUUCUUGGUUGGAAGACAGUGAGAAACACGAUUUGUAGAUGGAAACCCUGGAGAAACAAUUUCGAGUGGACUCAAACCUUUUCUUCUUUGCCACCAAAAAUCCAAGUUCUUGACCAACGUGAUGCCGAUCUCAAUUAUCUUCAGCACAAGUUUAAUAAAGCACCUAAAGGUUCUAAUGAGAAGAUUGAGGCUCAAAAACGAUUUAACGAGAAAAUUUUUCAAAGACAACGAGAAAAUCUCAAUAUUCAACAAAUUUCAACAAUUUUAUUUGGCCCUAAAAAUGGACAAAAUAUGAUGCAAUAUGUUUGACCUGUCGGGCAACCUCUUGUCAACAAUUGGGAUUGCUUCAAAAUGCUUGUACGUGCCCUUGUUUUCCUAACAAAUUAUAUAUUAUAAUACGUGUGUGUAUAUAUAUAGAGACACACACACAUAUACACAUACACACACACACACAUAUACACUUAUAUGACAGAGCAUAAUAUAAGUUGAACUCAAAUCUAGUUUUAUGUAUAAUAUAAUUUUGUGUAUUUGUUGAUUAGAUGGGACUUUAUGAAGAGCAUUGUGGAAGUUUUUAACAUAUGGAAAGAAGUAUGCACGAGCAAAGGCAAAUAUGUGCAAUUAUGGGAUCAAUAAAGAGAGGAUGAUUAUGGCAUUAACCAAAGUUUGUAAACCAAACUGAUUAAAAACCAUUUACAUCAAAAACUAUUUCAAUAAUAAAUAUUUGAUUUCUAAUUCAA
Mangifera indica (mango) is the source of this 909-nucleotide messenger RNA. RefSeq names its product vacuolar-processing enzyme-like. The record is from RefSeq and is a predicted model, not a curated record. The transcript has 4 exons. Bases 137 to 481 code for a protein of 114 amino acids. Gene Ontology annotation, molecular function: cysteine-type endopeptidase activity. Gene Ontology annotation, biological process: vacuolar protein processing. Lineage: Eukaryota; Viridiplantae; Streptophyta; Magnoliopsida; Sapindales; Anacardiaceae.